This is a messenger RNA of Trichobilharzia szidati, 5270 nucleotides long. Lineage: Eukaryota; Metazoa; Platyhelminthes; Trematoda; Strigeidida; Schistosomatidae. The record is from the annotation of a GenBank genome assembly.
CUAACAGUGUUUUUGGGAUAUUUAUUAAAUAUUUGAGCAAAUAAAAAGAAGUAGUAAUAAAAUAGUGACAAAUCAUAUAAGUUCAAUUCAUCAAGAAUUGGAUUGGUUGACAAGGUUUUCAAAUUAAAUAUAUUUUAAGGAAAUAUAAAUCACUUUUUCCCCAAUACAUAAAUACACGUGUGUUUAAGAUAACAUAAGAUCAUAUAGUUUAGCACUUUGCCACAUUUUUUAAUAUCUCUACGCAUGUAUCUCUCUCAAAGUUGGAAAACACACAGUUUUAAACCACGAUGCAAAUGAAACACACUGGUAACCAGUAUUUUCACCUUUAUGAUGACAUUCGAUUUUCUAGUUUGCUACUGUAAAAACUGGCUACACUCAAGAACCAACGAAGAGAACUCAAUAUUCCUCAACAUCAAGUGAAGCCAGUGAAUGUAUUCACUGCAUUAUGGAAGCAUGAGUCACUUAAAUUAUCCCACUGUUCACAUAUUUCUCAUGUACAUAUCUCAUUAUAUACUACUGUACACUUAUCUGUGUAUAUUACUCACAUUUCAAAUUAAUUGUGAUACACUAAGUCAAUCGAACCUGAAAGAACUACACUAUUUUAUCAAUGAAGAAUCAGAAAUUGGAUCAUAUAUCGGGAAUUUAAAAUUGGAUUCAGAGAGAAAAUUUUUUAUAACAUCUAAUGAUCAAGAGAGGAAUGAGGGUGGGUUAAACACGCCCACCUUUGAGUUAUACGAUGAUACUAAUAAAAAUUUAUUUCGUAUUGAAGAAACCUCUGGAAAGUUAUUUGUUGCUUCACGUAUUGAUCGUGAAACAAUUUGCCCACAACCGGAUAUAAUAUCUGAUGGACUAGAUCGGAUCACAUCAUCAUCAUCGAAUGAUCCAUUGUCAGCAUCCUCACUGUCUUCUUCUUCCUCUUCCCGCAGCUCAUCGUCUUCUUCAUCAUCGACAGAAGAGUGUCAAGUUCAUUUAACAGUCUGCAUUUCACGUGUUCACUGGAUUAAUGUAAUUAUCACAAUACAUGAUAUCAAUGAUCAUACACCCUACUUUCCAAUAACCCCUUCAGUCAACACUAGUGAACUAGAAAAUUUAACCUAUAUUGUAAAUGUCUCUGAAUCUGUUAGUUCCGGUUAUGAAAUCCCACUGAUUUUAGCUAAAGAUCCAGACGAAGGUAUGAAUUCAGUUCAAUCGUAUUCUCUACGUGGCAGUGAAUUCGAUGACACUUCCCUAUUUUCAUUAUCAUACAGACCACCGUAUAGCUUAAAUCUUAUCAUCUUAGGGGAAUUAGACGCUGAGCUCAAGAAUCUCUACACUGGUGAGCUAAUCGCUUGUGAUGGUGGUCAGAUAAUGCCAAAAUGCUGUAAUCAACCAUUUCAGCUACAUGUCACAGAUGUUAAUGAUAACAAGCCAACCUUUAAUCAAUCUGUUUAUGAUAUUGAAAUACCCGAGGAUUUGUCAAUUAACUCAACAGUCAUCCAGCUGACAGCAACUGAUAAAGACUCUAGCCAGAAUAGUCAAUUGUCAUAUAAAUUUGGACGACCAUUAAGUCAGGCAUCACAAGAACACUUUACCAUUGAUAAGAAUUCUGGAGAGAUUAUUUUGAAGGCAGUUUUAAAUGCUAAAGAGAGCGCUGUAUUCCUUUUACCUGUUCUAGCCUACGACAGUGGUUCUGUACCACUUGUAGGUCAGGCAAUGGUUCGUAUUACAGUUAGAGACACAAAUGAUCAUGACCCAUGGAUUGAAAUCAGGCCAAACUAUGGGAUUCAUGAGGCUAAUUUACAAAAAUCACAAGUUAACAACAGUCAAGGUAAGCCAAAUUCAAAUACUACUGAAGUUAAACUGUCAUUAAAUGAGAAUCAACCUGCAGGAACAAAUAUCGGUCUGGUAAUCUCUGGAGAUGAAGAUAUCGGUGAUAACAGUGUGGUAACAUGUGCGCUUAAAAUGAACAACAACAACAAUAAUGACUUCAUUCUUGAACAUGCCAACUCUGCAAAAGGACGAGAAAUUUAUCGUUUAAGUACAAAUAAAUCGUUUGACCGGGAAACAGUUACCAAUGGGAUUGUCACAAUUAUCGUCAUGUGUAAAGACAAUGGUAAACCCAGUAGAACAACUGAACAGAAGAUAUCACUCAGUAUUAUUGAUGUAAAUGAAUUUAGACCUGAAUUUCCUAAAAGUAAACGAUUUAUUGAGCACACAAUGCCAGAAGAUGAACCUUUAGAGACUGUUGUUCUAAAAGUUCAAGCUACAGAUGCAGACGCUACACCAGAAAUACAAUAUCAUAUGUCACGUGAAGCACAAUCAUAUUUCCACAUUGAUCCUGAUACCGGUAUUAUAACAACAAGAGCUGUAUUGGAUAGGGAAACAAUGCCGCAGAUCAGAUUUCUUGUCUACGCCACAGAUAAUUAUUCAUCAGAACCUAUUCAAGAUAAUCCAGCUGCCAUUGCAAAUGUCACUGUUCAUCUAACUGAUAAAAAUGAUAACAGUCCAGAGUUGAUUGGCACUAAAACAUUUCAAAUAGUUGAAAAUCGUCCAGGUUUCUCUGAUUUAGUUGGCCAACUUACUUCGAUUGAUCAAGAUGUUGGAAAUAAUGGAACAGUACGCUACAAACUAUUAUCGAUUAGUAAUAGUAAAAAUAAUAAAGUUUCUAAUGAAUUAUUCAUGGUCAACAGUGAGUCCGGUAAAAUAUUCGCAACUAAGAAACUUGACAGAGAGGAGAAUAGUCAUUAUGAUUUAACCAUAUUAUUAUAUGAUCUGGGGACACCAGUUCAACGGAGUUCAACAGCAACAAUAGUCAUCAAUGUGAUGGAUGAGAAUGAUAACAGUCCUCAGUGGGGUAAUGUUCUACAGAUCUCAUCAAGAUCUGAAUCACAAGAACAAACAGAUCUCUUCAAAAGGCCACAUAUAAUAGGUUUAGGUAAGGUAACUGAUUUAGGUGUCAUGAAUUUAACUGCACCGAUUUAUCGUGGACAACAAAUACUCAUUUUACUAGCUAAAGAUCCUGAUGACAGUCACAAUGCAAAUUUAACAUUUCAUCUUAUCCAUGUACAACGCCUAAACGGUGAUUACUCAGUCAGCAGAGAUAAACUUCAGUAUGACAGUAAAAUGCAUCCCUUAAACUCGUAUCCUUCAGUGAAUUCACCUUAUUUUGCGGUGGUCUCAAAAACUGGUGAACUCAUUGCUGGUCCAGGACUUAAGGGCAUUGGGCUAACAGAAAGUGGAAUUUAUGAAUUAUAUGUACGUGUAUCCGAUAAUGGCAAUCCACCGAUGGAUUCCAGUGCCCGUUUAUUUCUUCAAGUUCAUGAAUCAUUAAGUUCAGUAUAUGGUGAUAAAUUUGGUGAGAAAGGAUUUCUUGGAUAUAUACUAGCCAAUGGGCAUUUAGGUACUAUGCUAAUUGUUAUACUACUAUUAAUUAUGUGCCUUACUUCAAUAUGCCUUAUUAUUGCAUUCAUUUCAAUUCGAAGAAGAUCAUCUCAACGUCAAAGACAACAGCAACAACAUCUAUCUUCAUCUAAUCGUAAGGCGUCAAAAUCUAGUAGAAAUGCAUUUCCAUUACAGCUAAACGAUGAAUUAAUUAUGAAAGAAAAUAUGACUUUAGACGGUACAAUUGGUAAUUACGGAAAAUUGUAUCAUUCACCAAUUUUGAAUGCUAUCUGUGUUGGUGAUGGAGAAAGUCUGUAUAAAUGGAAUCCAGAAUGUGGAUAUACUGUUGGGAAUUUUGGACCACCACCAAUUUACAACUUUUGUGCAUUGAAUGCUACAACACUUGACAGAAUGCGAUCUAGUCGUACAGAUAGUGAUAAGAGUAGUUCAGCUUUAAUAUCGACUGAGUUUCCAUGUCCACCGAAUCAUUUCACUGAAGAACGGACAGUAGACAAUGAGGAGUUAAUUAUGCCGUAUGCAUUUAAAUCUCCAUUAAGAAAUAUACCUAAAACUGAUGCAAUAGGCAAUAAUACAAAUGGUGUUAAUAAUUUCACUGAGAAAUGCUUUGUUCAUACUACAAAUCAAUCUGAAUUGAAUGAGCAACUUCGUAUGAAUGUCACAGUCUCAGAGAUCGAUGGAGGGAGUGCAGAUUCUGGACAAGGUGCAAGUGAAGAAGAACCAGUUAAUCAAGAAUUAUCAAAAUUAAGAUCGAAAUACGCUCGUCCAUACAAUUCCAAAGAACUUCUACUGAACAAAACUCAAUGCAGUCCAAUACCUUCAUCAAACGACUGCUUAAUCGACAGUCCAUCAAGAAACAAAGCAAAUUAUUAUCCAACAGCUGAUACAAAUCCCGGCACACAGACAAUUCUACCAUCAAUGAAUACAUUUACAAAUCAAAGACCAUCACUGAGCAAACCAUUCACUAUAGCAUUUCAUAAUGUCAGCUCAAUAGAUUCACAGCGUCAAUCAUCCUCACCGACAAUCACUGACAGCUUUCAACCAAGAUGGCGUAAACCACUGUUCAGCAAUACAGAUCUAGGUCAUCAAAAUCAUCUAUUUGAUGAAUUUCCACUGAGAAAGAUCUCCGUCGACAAUAAACACUCUUCAACACUACCGCUCGGCGUCAAAGUAUCAAUGAUAAAUCAUCCUGCCAAGUAUUCUGAUGAUAUGGAGACAAAUUUUAGACACGACGGUAUGCUUACCAAUUCACAUGUUAUUAUGAAACAGUGAGAGGCACUUCUUUCUCUGCAUCAUUGUAAUUUCUAUAUCCGAAGAACCACACCCUUUAGAACUUGCUGUCAUAUAGCAACAAAAAACAAACAAUAAUUAUAUAUCCCUGUGGAUUCCUAUUAUUACUAUUAUUAUUAUUAUCUUAAAUAGAAUGUAUAUUAAUUAGGUGGUUUUCUGUGUUCAGUAUUGCCAUGAUUGCCAUCAUUAGAAAAAACAACAGUGCAUAAUUAUACAUUCCACUAAUUGAUGACAAAUUCCCACUUUACUUCAUUUUACAAAAAAUAAAAGAAAAACAUAAUUUGACCAACAAAAAUACUUUGCUUUUGACGGUUAAUUUUUCUAAAGACCUUUUAUUUCUACUCAACAAAUUUUUUAAAAUGAAAAAAUAUUGUGCAAUACAAUCAACAUAGCUGAUGAAUAGUUGUCUUAACUCUGUAUUCAUUCCAUAAUUCAGCGUCUGAAAUCAUUUUUUGCUGAUGUUGUUGUCGUUGAAAGAAUUUCUCCUGCUUGUGUUUUCUUUUUUUGGAUGCAUUUAUAAGGCACGAAGAAGAAGACUUCUGCUGUCUGUUUGUAUACCUCUCUGAAUUCUCUUUUCUUCUUCCUUUACUUUUUCUUCUGGU